Sturnus vulgaris (Common starling) is the source of this 2241-nucleotide messenger RNA. The record is from RefSeq and is a predicted model, not a curated record. NCBI's taxonomy places the organism in Eukaryota, Metazoa, Chordata, Aves, Passeriformes, Sturnidae.
AAAGCUGCUCUGGUUUCCUUUGGAGUCUGAUGGAAAUCUGCUGAAGGGCACCAAAUAUUUCGGAACUGGCUUGGAUUCAGUGGCUAUUUUCAGAGAGCCUUUCCCUGGACUGCUGUCCCUGCUAGGAUUCAAAGAAUCGAAAGUUUCUGGUGGAAAAUGCUCUGUCACAGAAAGUGAAAGAUGAAGCCUCUUGUUUUCUUGGUUCUUGUGAUCUGUACUGUAGUCAGCAUGAAUUUGAAGCUCGUGUCAAAGAGAAAUUCUGUUGAUGGUUGCAUUGACUGGUCAGUGGAUCUCAAGACAUACAUGGCUUUGGCAGGUGAACCAGUCCGAGUGAAAUGUGCCCUUUUCUACAGCUAUAUCAGAACUAAUUAUAGCAUGGCCCAAAGCACAGGUCUUAGGCUUAUGUGGUACAAAAACAAAGGAGAUUUAGAAGAACCCAUUAUAUUUUCCGAAGUUAGGAUGAGCAAGGAUGAAGAUUCCAUAUGGUUUCACUCGGUUGAGCUGCAAGACAGUGGUUUCUACACGUGUGUUCUAAGAAACUCAACAUAUUGCAUGAAGGUGUCCAUGUCCUUGACCGUAGCUGAGAAUGAAUCUGGGCUUUGCUACAACAGCAAGAUCAGAUAUCUGGAAAAAUCAGAAGUCACUAAGAGGAAGACAAUCUCCUGUCCUGAUAUUGAGGAUUACAAAACAGCUGGUCAAGAGCCAGAUGUGGUGUGGUACAAGGAAUGUGAGCCAAAAAUGUGGAGAAGCAUUGUAAUUCAGAAGGGAAAUACUCUCUUAAUUCAAGAGGUCCAGGAAGAAGAUGGAGGAAAUUAUACCUGUGAACUGAAGUUUGAAGGCAAGCUUAUACGAAGGACAGUUGAAUUGAAGGUUACUGCUUUACUCACAGACAAACCUCCAAAGCCAUUGUUCCCCAUGGAGAACCAGCCAACUGUUAUAGAUGUCCAGCUGGGAAAUCCACUGACUGUGGCCUGCAAAGCUUUCUUUGGAUUCAGUGGAGAAUCAGGCCCCAUGAUCUACUGGAUGAAAGGGGAAAAAUUCAUAGAAGAAUUAGAAGGUCACAUUAGAGAAGGCGAAGUCAGACUCCUCAGAGAACAUCUUGGAGAAAAAGAAGUUGAGUUGACAUUGAUCUUUGAUGCUGUAGAGGAGGCAGACCUGGCUAACUACACAUGUCACGUGGAGAACAGAAAUGGACGGAAACAUGCCAGUGUUCUUCUGCGCAAAAAAGAUUUGAUCUACAAAAUAGAGCUUGCUGGAGGACUGGGAGCCAUCCUUCUUCUGCUUAUUUUGCUUGUGACCAUCUAUAAGUGCUACAACAUAGAGUUAAUGCUGUUCUACAGACAGAACUUUGGAGGAGAUGAAGCAGCUGAUGACAACAAAGAAUAUGACGCUUAUCUUUCAUACACCAAAGUGGAUCCUGAUGCGUUAGAUCGUGAUAAUAAUGAAGAGGAGCAGUUUGCACUUGAAAUUCUGCCAGAUGUUCUAGAAAAGCACUAUGGAUAUAAGCUCUUCAUUCCAGAUAGGGACCUGAUCCCUAGUGGAACCUACAUUGAAGAUCUCACAAGAUGUGUUGAGCAAAGCAGAAGACUCAUUAUCGUGUUAACUCCAGACUAUGUUCUCAGGAGAGGAUGGAGUAUUUUUGAGAUGGAAAACAGACUCCAUAACAUGCUAGUCAGUGGAGAAAUCAAAGUUAUUUUGAUUGAGUGUACUGAAUUAAAAGGGAAGGUGAAUUAUCAUGAAGUGGAAUCAUUAAAGCACACCAUCAAACUUCUCUCAGUGGUCAAGUGGAAAGGACCAAAAAGCAGCAAACUGAAUUCUAAGUUUUGGAAGCGCCUAGUCUUUGAAAUGCCAGGGAAGAAAAAGGAGGUGGUGUCUCGGCAUCAGGUGCUGGAUUCUGCGGAGCAGGGUCUCUUUGGGGACCUGCAGACUGUGCCCUCUCUUGCUGUCACAGGCACUUCUGCCACGCUGGUGGAGUCGCGGGCGGACGCGGGCGAUUUCCAGCAGGCAGACUCUGUGCACAUGAGGCACUACUGCAGAGGCUACGAGUACGACGUGUCUGCAGCCACGCUGCCCAUGGCCUCCAUCAGCAACCACCACACGUACUGUAACAUCCCCCUGACCCUCCUCAACGGACAGCUACCUCUCAACCACGCCGCCAAGGACCCCCAGGAGUUCCACAGGAACACCCCCUUGCUACCUUUGUCGGCCAAGGAGCUCAGCUUCACCAGUGAUAUCUGGUAG